This is a messenger RNA of Aspergillus uvarum CBS 121591, 1316 nucleotides long. RefSeq names its product 2-hydroxyacid dehydrogenase. Gene Ontology annotation, molecular function: NAD binding; D-lactate dehydrogenase (NAD+) activity. The record is from RefSeq and is a predicted model, not a curated record. The transcript has a single exon. NCBI's taxonomy places the organism in Eukaryota, Fungi, Ascomycota, Eurotiomycetes, Eurotiales, Aspergillaceae. Bases 18 to 1193 code for a protein of 391 amino acids.
CCCCCCAAACCAACAAAAUGAAACUCACCCUCUUCUCCACCAAAUCCUACGACACCCACUACUUCACCACCACCCUCACAGCCCUCCAACCCACCAUCCCCGAGCCCAUCACCCUAACCGCGCACCCCUUCCCGCUGACCCUGUCCACCGUCCCGCUCGCCCGCAACAGCACCGCCAUCUGCGUCUUCGUCAACGACAGCCUGCCGGCCCCGGUCCUCCAAGCCCUAUGGGAAGUCGGCGUGCGCGCCAUCCUCCUCCGCUGCGCGGGCUUCAACAACAUCGACCUACCGGCGGCCGAAGCGCUGGGCUUCUUCGUGGCGAAUGUGCCCUCGUACUCGCCCGAGGCCGUGGCCGAGUUCGCCGUCGCGCUGCUGCAGACGCUCAACCGCAAGACGCACCGGGCGUACAACCGCGUGCGCGAGGGGAAUUUCAACCUGGAGGGGUUCCUGGGGAUGACGCUCCAUCAAAAGAAGAUCGGGGUGGUGGGGUUGGGCCGGAUUGGGAUGGCGUUUGCGCGGAUCAUGCGCGGGUUCGGGUGCGACGUGGUGGGGUUUGAUCCGGUGCGGCAGGAGGGGUUCGCACGGCAGCAGGGUCAGGGUCAGUUGGGGACAGGUGGGGGGGAGGCUGAAGCUGGAGCUCAGGCCGGAGCUCAGGCUGGGGCGGAGGGGCCAGCCGAGGAGGAGGACGAAUUCAUCACCCAGUUGGCAGGCCGCUACGUCGGCACCGUCGCGGAUCUGCUCGCGCAGUCCGAUAUCGUGAGUCUGCACUGCCCGCUCACCGAGGCCACGAAGCACAUCAUCAACGCCGCGUCGCUGCGCGGGCUCAAGCGCGGCGCCAUCCUGGUCAACACCUCGCGCGGCGGGCUGAUCCACACGCGCGACGCGAUCGGGGCGCUCAAGGCCGGCACGCUGGGCGGGCUGGCGCUGGAUGUCUACGAGCAGGAAGGAGAUCUGUUCUACAAUGAUCACUCCGCUGAGAUUAUUCACGACGACACGCUGAUGCGGCUGAUGACCUUCCCCAAUGUGCUGGUCGCGGGCCACCAGGCCUUCUUCACGCAGGAGGCCCUCGGCGAGAUCGCGCAGGUGACGCUGUCCAACCUGGCGGACUUUGUGGGCAAGCGGCCGUGUCGGAAUUCGCUGGUGCGCGAGGGUCACUUGUUUGUGGAGGAGGAUAAGCAGCCUGUGCGGUUGUAGUGUCUGGUGUAUGAGGUUGAUGGGGUGGUGUGGAUGUUAUCCACUUGUGUUCAAUUUCACUCCAGGGCGGUUUCUCGAGAGGAAUUGUGGAUUUCAAACUCAAAUAUGACCAUGAUCUUGCUU